Molecule: messenger RNA, 1612 nt
Organism: Lacerta agilis (Sand lizard)
Lineage: Eukaryota; Metazoa; Chordata; Lepidosauria; Squamata; Lacertidae
Gene: TMEM178B
Product: transmembrane protein 178B
Exons: 5
Coding region: 117-1016 (299 amino acids)
Cellular component (GO): membrane
Source: RefSeq, a predicted model, not a curated record
AGGAAGCCAUUGUCUAGUGACACCUGCCCAAGAGCUGGGCUCAUACCUGGUAUCCAGUUCAAAGGGCUUUCUGCCUCCUAGUGAAGAUGUCCAUGGUCUUUCUGUGAAGCUAAGGUAUGGCUGCCGGAAGGUUAUUGCUCUAUGCCGGUCUCUCUUUAGCGUUGUGUGCUCUAGGCAUGCUGGCUGUGGCAAUCUGCUCUGACCAUUGGUACGAAACCGAUGCCAGGAAGCACAGGGAACGGUGCAAAAGCAUCACCACCCGGAGGAAUGACCCCGGCUUCAUUUACAACUCUAACAACAACCUGCCCCUCAGAGCCAGCAGGUCUAGAUUGGACCGUUGGGAAGGGAAACUUCUCUUGGCAAGAAACAGGAGGCAGCUCUUUGCCAUGAGUGCCGUUGAUGAGUGCAACAGACAGUACAACUCUACUAAUAUGGGGCUGUGGAGGAAAUGCCACCGGCUGGGAUUUGACCAGGACUUGGAGGAGCUCAUUGCUAAAGCAUUUGGCCAACAAGGAGCAAUUGAACAGUGUUCAUACAUCAAGUACCACUACUCCUCAGCAACAAUUCCCAAGAACCUCACCUACAACAUUACGAAGACCAUCCGCCAGGAUGAGUGGCAUGCCUUGCACUUGCGCAGAAUGACAGCAGGCUUCAUGGGCAUGGCUGUGGCCAUCAUCCUCUUCGGAUGGAUUAUCGGGGUGCUGGGCUGCUGCUGGGAUCGAGGCCUUAUGCAGUAUGUGGCAGGACUUCUCUUCCUCAUGGGAGGAACCUUCUGCAUCAUUUCGCUGUGCACCUGCGUGGCUGGGAUCAACUUCGAGCUCUCCCGAUACCCCCGGUACCUGUACGGACUUCCGGACGACAUCAGCCAUGGCUACGGCUGGUCCAUGUUUUGCGCAUGGGGAGGCCUGGGUCUCACUCUGAUCUCCGGCUUCUUCUGCACCUUGGCCCCUUCUGUUCAACCUGUCCCCAGGACCAACUGCCCCAAAUCGAGACCUGAGAAUGGGACAGUGUGCUAAAACAGAUACAAACAAACCUAUCAAUAUACAUAUUAUAAAUAUAUAUAUAUAUAUAUAUACAUAAACAUAUAUCAUAUAUAGAUCUCAAACGGAUGCCAGUGCCAAUGUAGAGUGGAGUCCAAUAUGGCGCCCACGUCUCCUCUACAGACUUUGUAUCGCUCUUGUUCUUUCUCCUGGAGGUGGAAAUAGCUUUUCUGCACCAUUGCUCUUCCAUCUAGUUCUUUAAAAAACAAACAAAAACACACACCUUCAGCAUCCCAGUUCCAAAAGUCAAGUGAACAUAUUGUUUCAUCUGACUACUGCUGGUUAGGGGUGGGUUACAGUAGGGCUUGGGAAAGGGGUGUUUCUUGGGGUAUGUGAUAACUGAGUUUGUAUAAGAAGCUAAAACACACACACACACACACACAGUCUUGCCUGUUGCAAAUUGGGGAAACAGAAAUCAAACAUUUGUGUUACCUCUCUCUAAAAUGUAAGCUCCUCAAGGCCAUCUUCAGAACCACCCCCUUUUCCUGCACUCUCUCCUCUUUUUAAACAACAACAAAAAAUCUUGCCUGUUAAUUUUGUCUGACUUACCAAUAAAAGGGGGUGAACUAGAA